Molecule: messenger RNA, 645 nt
Organism: Symbiodinium pilosum
Lineage: Eukaryota; Dinophyceae; Suessiales; Symbiodiniaceae
Source: the annotation of a GenBank genome assembly
AUGAGCAUCUGCGUGAUGAUGAGCAUGCCGUCAAUGACCUACUACCCGCCUUACACAUCUAUGGCCCCGACAUGUGUGUUCGUGAAACAGCAAAUGCCUUGCCAAGUCCAGGCUGGAACAGAGCCCUCCACAGCUGCGACUUCGAUAUGCGACUCCAUCCACGUGACCGUUUCAACAAUGGGUGGAACUCAGGAGGUGUUUUCAGUGAAGGCAUCUGACACGGUGAAGGACCUGAAGGAAUACAUCAAGGACUGUCGUCUUGGCAAUGCACGCACAGAGGACAUGCGGCUUCACCAUGCUGGAGUCCAACUUCAUGAAGAGAAGGCUACAAUGAGCGAGUGCGGCGUCACAGAGGGCAGCAAGAUCGAGAUGGUGGUCGUUUCGAAGGCCGCCCAGAUUCCACGGAAAGCCAGAGUCUUUCUACGACUGUCAUCUGGAGAGAUGCGGCCCCAUGAUGUGCAUCUUUCCACACCCGCUACAGAGGCGGCAGCCGAAGCUGCAAAGCUCUGUGGCAUUGGAGAUCAGUGGGCAACUCUCUCUUUUCGUGGCCGGGUCCUCGACGGCAGCAAGAGUUUGAAGGACGCAGGAGUUGAGAUGGGGAGCGUCAUGAAGUUGACCAUUCCUGAGCCGGUCGUUGAUCAGUAG